CCUCUUCCCUACAGGCCAGGGUCACAGGUUCAACAGAGAGAGGCAGAGUUUCCUUCUCCCCCGUGCUCACUCACUGCUCCGCUCACCUCCCCUGUCUUGUCCAAAAGAUCCCUGGCCCAUCCCCCCGCCCGCCGAGAUGGGGGGACUCCGCCGCGGCGGAGCCACGGACGGUCUCCUCUCCCACUCCCACCGCCGCCGCCGCCACCCCGGCCCCAAUGCUCCGCCCCAUCUCGCCGCCGGAGUUGGAUCCUCGAGGAAACAAGGAGGUGAACCUGGGAUGCAUUCCAAUUCCUUGUUUGAUGGGAGCAGGCUUUGUACACCCAAAAGAGCCGGUCGCACCCCGAUGAAAAUGCUCAUAGACGAUGAUGUCUACAGAGAUGCCACUGCUAGGCAUACGUCUCCUGGUAUUGUGGGCAGGCUCAUGGGCCUUGACAUAAUGCCUUCACUUGGAGCGCGCAUCCAAGAUACAUGUAACGGGGACCGUUCACAGGGCAGGUCGCCACGGAGUUGCAGUGAGAUAUCCGGGAAUUAUAGUGACAGACACGCCUUCUCGGGGGAUGUUCCACGUAGGGCAAGCACUGAUGAGAUUCCGGAAUUCAAAGAUGUUUUCGAAGUAAUGGAGACCACCAGAAUGAAGAACCGAAACCGCAACACUUGUUCUGGGCAUGAGAGGGUUAACAGUGCUGACCUUAAUUUUGUAAGGCAGAAAUUUAUGGAUGCAAAACGCCUUUCUACUGAUGAGUCUUCUCAGAGAUCGAAAGAGUUCAAUAGUGCGGUUGUCGCGAGUGAUCUGCCCAGUCUCGGUUGUCCUCCAUCCUCUGGCACAAAAGUUGUCCAGGUCAACCUACAGGGAGAACAUCGAUAA
This is a messenger RNA of Hordeum vulgare subsp. vulgare (domesticated barley), 865 nucleotides long. RefSeq lists its product as uncharacterized. The coding region runs from base 137 to 865 and encodes 242 amino acids. The record is from RefSeq and is a predicted model, not a curated record. Lineage: Eukaryota; Viridiplantae; Streptophyta; Magnoliopsida; Poales; Poaceae. The transcript is spliced from 4 exons.